Echinostoma caproni is the source of this 477-nucleotide messenger RNA. NCBI's taxonomy places the organism in Eukaryota, Metazoa, Platyhelminthes, Trematoda, Plagiorchiida, Echinostomatidae. The record is from the annotation of a GenBank genome assembly.
UUGGCUACUUAUACAUUUCUUUUUCAGGUCCUCUUCGAAUUGGCCCGUUUUCACGCUCCAUCCACAAUCUUUCUGGAUGAACUGGACUCACUUAUGUCACAACGUGGUUCCUUGACCGGAGCUACCAGUAGUUCCGGUGGUCUUGGUGUCGGCGGUGGCAGUGGUGAACAUGAAGGUUCCAGACGAAUGAAAACCGAAUUACUCAUGCAAAUGGACGGAUUGGCCAAAUCCGAUGAUUUGGUCUUUCUGCUUGCGGCAUCCAAUUUGCCUUGGGAGCUGGAUCAUGCCAUGUUACGAAGAUUGGAGAAACGCAUUCUGGUGGAUCUUCCAAACAAAGAAGCCAGGCGUCGAAUGUUCGAGACAUUUCUACCUCCGAUGAUUGGUUCACCCCAGACCGGUGGUUUGCAACUCAAAUGUCACAUUGAUUAUGAUCAAGCGGCUGAGGUAAGUGACCCUAUUGGUGGGAUCGGGGUUUGA